GUUCCGGGAGGGCGGAGGAGAGGGCGUCAGUCAUUGUCAUCAGGUGCACGCAGAGUCCGCUGCCGGAGCCCUGCAAUGUGCGCUGUACUCCGCCAACCCAAGAGCGUCAAGUUGCGAGCCCUACACAGCGCGUGCAAGUUCGGCGUGGCGGCCCGGAGCUGCCAGGAGUUGCUGCACAAGGGCUGCGUCCGCUUCCAGCUCCCGGUGUCGGGCUCCCGGCUGUGCUUGUACGAAGAUGGCACGGAGGUGACCGACGACUACUUCCCGGGGCUUCCCAACGACACUGAACUCCUGCUGCUCACUGCUGGCCAGAACUGGCAAGGCUGUGACUUCCAAGGUCUCUGGGAAACGUGCAUGUGUUUCUGUUUGUCUCCUGGUGUGGCAGAUGUGAGUGACAUCACUCGCUUCCUCAGUGUGUUUAAUGAGCCACAUGCUGGGGUCAUCCGGGCUGCACGGCAGCUGCUGUCAGAUGAGCAGGCCCCACUGAGGCAGAAGCUGCUGGCCGACCUUCUGCAUCAUGUCAGCCAGAACAUCACUGCUGAGACCCGGGAGCAGGACCCAUCCUGGUUUGAAGGUUUGGAGUCUCGAUUCAGGAAUAAGUCUAGCUACCUGAGAUAUAGCUGCGAGAGCCGGAUCCGGGGCUACCUGAGAGAGGUAAGUGCACACGCCUGUGUGGUGGAUCCAGUGGCUCGAGAAGAAUAUGAGCGGGUCCUUAGCUCCAUGUGCCGGAAGCUCAAGUCUGUGAAGUACAAUGGCAGCUACUUCGACAGAGGUGCAAAGGCCAGCAGCCGCCUCUGUACUCCAGAAGGCUGGUUUUCCUGCCAGGGCCCCUUUGACCUGGAUAGCUGUCUUUCCAAGCACUCCAUCAACCCCUAUGGCAACAGGGAGAGCCGGAUCCUCUUCAGCACCUGGAACUUGGAUCAUAUAAUAGAGAAGAAGCGCACCGUGGUGCCCACGCUGGCUGAAGCAAUCCAGGAUGGGCGGGAGGUGAACUGGGAGUACUUCUACAGCCUGCUUUUCACUGCUGAGAACCUGAAGCUGGUGCACAUUGCCUGCCACAAGAAGACCACACACAAGCUGCAGUGUGACCACAGCAGGAUCUACCGGCCCCAGACAGGAUUCAAGAAGAAGAGGCCUGCUCGGAGGCGCCGGUGACACAUGCCAGCCCUCUGUGAGGUGACUGCAGUGGUGACAGGGCUAUUACGCUUACAUUUUGUCACUUAGAAGGUUCUAGAAAAGCCUUUACGAGUCUCUGACAGAUCUGAGUAUCUUCCCAGUUGGCUCCCCAGCCUCUGACAGCCCAGUGUGCAGAGGACAGUG
Peromyscus eremicus (cactus mouse) is the source of this 1320-nucleotide messenger RNA. RefSeq names its product DNA fragmentation factor subunit beta (gene Dffb). NCBI's taxonomy places the organism in Eukaryota, Metazoa, Chordata, Mammalia, Rodentia, Cricetidae. Gene Ontology annotation, cellular component: nucleus; cytoplasm. Gene Ontology annotation, molecular function: DNA endonuclease activity. The transcript has 9 exons. Gene Ontology annotation, biological process: apoptotic process; apoptotic DNA fragmentation. The record is from RefSeq and is a predicted model, not a curated record. The coding region runs from base 76 to 1155 and encodes 359 amino acids.